Messenger RNA from Cygnus atratus (black swan), 9942 nucleotides. RefSeq names its product myosin XVA (gene MYO15A). Bases 46 to 9942 code for a protein of 3298 amino acids. The transcript has 63 exons. Gene Ontology annotation, molecular function: protein binding; ATP binding; cytoskeletal motor activity. NCBI's taxonomy places the organism in Eukaryota, Metazoa, Chordata, Aves, Anseriformes, Anatidae. The record is from RefSeq and is a predicted model, not a curated record. Gene Ontology annotation, cellular component: myosin complex; cytoskeleton.
AAGGCCCGGGCGAAGCGGAGCCUCCGCAGCACCUCCAAGCUCUUCAUGGGCUUCAAGAAGCUGGGGCUGCGGCGGCCCAAGAAGGGGCAGUUCAAGAACACGUCCCGCUUCUUCUGGGGGCUGCAGAAGCACAGCACCAAGAGGAAGAAGAAGAAGAAGAACAAGGCCGUGCUCAAGUCCACCUCCAACCUCAUGGUGCGCUUCAAGCACGUGGGCAAGAAGAGGAAGGAGGCGGAUGCCACCACCGCGGCUGCCACCACCGCUGCCACCGCCGCCACCUCCCCGCCGGCAAAACCAUCCUUUCUGCUGCUGCGCCGGGCAGGGCAGGCGGCUGAGGAUGGCGCGUCCCUCUUCCGCCGGCGCCCGGAAAGGAAAUUCAAGCCCCGGGCGCAGGUGCUGAGCAAGGCGGCCGCCGCCACGGGCUGGCUGGCCAGGAAGCUGCUCUCGCGGCGCGGGCGGCUGGCGGGGGGUGGCCGGGCAGCCGACACGGCCUGGCUGUCCCGCAUCGGUGCCAAGAAGCUGCCGUUCCCCGCGGAAGACGAGAUCCUCAGGCACCGAGCCAACAUGAGGCGGCUCCCGGCCGGCAGCGGGCCGGCGGCUCCCGGUGCAGCACGGCACGGCCAGGAGCGGCUCGGCAGCAUGGCGCGGCGCCCGUCACGGCGGCGAUCGCAGCGUACGCCUGCAGAGACGCCGGUGCCGCGCUAUGGGUGGGCACAGGAGGAGCGGGAUGGGGCCUACGGGCGCCGGCACGGGUACGCCAAGGAGGUGCAGGAGGGGGCCUGUGGCCGCCGGCUGAGCUACACCAAGGAGGAGGAAGAUGGAGCCUACGGUCGCUGGCGUGGCUAUGCUGAGGAGGAGGAGGAUGGGCCCUAUGGCCUCCAGCACGGUUAUGCUGAGGAGGAAGAGGAGGAGGAAGGCUACAUCCAGUCACCAACCCCAGCCUACCCGGCAGGGUACGGCUUUGAGGAUAUGGCACCCAGCCGUUACGUCGAGUACCCUGGCUACGAGGCGGAGGAGGAGUACGGUUUCUGUGGCGGGGGCUGGGAUGAGGACGAGCCAUUGGAGCACCCCUAUGGCUGCGCAGAGGACGAGGACUACGAGCCGUAUGGUGACAGGACCCUGCUCCGCCUCCACGACCCUUAUGGCAGCGACCUGGAGUACGGCGAGGAGGCGGCGGGGCCCUUCGGCUAUGCGAGGGACCCAUACGAGGACUUUGGGGACCCCCUCAGCCCCGUGGCAGGCGGUGGGGGGUACAUGGGGAAUGAGUACCCCGAACACCGCAUCCAGUACAGCGAGGGCGGGUGGGCGCCGCACGCCCAGUCCUCCUGCAACCCCUACGCCCUGCCCCUGGAUGAGAUCGCCGAGGCAGAGGAGCCGGAGGAGUGGGAGGAGGAGGAGAGGGAUUAUCCUUUCUCCAUCCUCAGCACCUCCUCUCUCAAGGGCAUGCGGGACACGCUGUCCUCCAAGCUCUCCCUCAACAGGAAAUUCAGGCUCUUCCCCCGGCCUCAGGUCAAGAUUUUCGGCAGGGACCGCCUGGACAUCUCCCUCCCGCCGUCCCCGCACCGCGACGAGGAUGACUACGACGAGUACGAGCCGCCGCCGGCUGCGGUUGGCCCCGCGGGACGCCGGGGGGGCCGGGUCUCGGCAGCGCGGGCGUGCGGAAGCCCGCUGGGACAGUUCCUGCAGCGCUCCCUCUUGCAGCCCCAGCCCCUGCUCCAGCCCCCCGGCCGCCCACCUCGGGGUGCAGGAGCCCCCCAAGACCGCGGGGCCCCCCAGCCUUCCUACAGGCACUUCAGCCGCAGGCUGGCAGGGAUGGAGAGCUCUGGGUCGGUGCGGACAGGGGGUGGCCGGGACCCCCCGCCCCGAGAUGCUCCCUCCAGGGACCCCUCCCCACCAGGGGGGCCAUGGGGACAGCCCCCUCCCCGGGAACCAGGGGUUUUGCGGCCGCCCUCGCUCCGUAACCCCUUUGCAAACCCUGGGGGCUCCCCACCACCAGCCCGGCAGCACCCUGGCAGCGUGCGGCGUGAGGGCACGCGGCGCUCCCCAUCCCUUGGCGCCAGCCUCCGCCGGCUCAGCCCCGAGCCCCCUGCCACGCCACGGGCACCCCCAAACACCGUGAUGUCGGGGCCGGGGUCACAACGUUUGGGGGUGCCCGUGGCAGGGUCGGGGAGGUCCCUGUCCCCGCGGCCGUCACGGCGGAGCAGCCCCCCCAGGAUGGCAUCCCCAGGACAGCUCCCCCAAGCCUGGACCCGGCAGCCUGAGCCCCCCACCAAGGCCGUGAAGCCGCUGAUGAGGACCCCCUUCCUCCCACCAUCCUCACGCCCUGGCAGCCGCCGACUCGGCCCCCCCAGCCCCUCCUGGGACAAGGGACCCAGCAUGGAGCUGCCCCCCUGGCAGGGCACCCCCCCGCCGCCCAGCCCUGCACCUGGGCCCCCCAAAUCUUUCCUCCAGCGCAUCGGGCAGCCCCUGGCUGGCAUGGCCCCGCAGUCACAGCCAGCAAGGCCAUCUCCUACUGAAACGGGGGGCCGCAGCCUGUCCCCGGGACGGAUCCGGCACAUGGGGCAGUCCCUGGCAUCGCUGCUGGUGGGGAGCAUGGCCCCCACCCAAGCCCCCCCAUCCCCACCUCCGGCUCGCCGUCCCCUGUCCCGCUCGCCCUCCCCGCCGAGGCGCGCAUCCCGGCGGGAUGGGGGCACCCCCAGAUCUCCAAGCCCUAACGCGCGGUGCCCGCUCCCCCCCUCCACCCCCAGCACCCGCCGCAGCCCCUCGCCCCGUGGCCGUGCCCCGGGCUCUCCGUCCGCCCUCCGCCGCAGCACGCGUGCCCCCGAGCCUCCGGAGAGCGAGGCUGUGGCCGGGGAGGACGGCGCGGGGCGCUACGCCGUGGUGACGCCGCAGAUCCAGAGGCUGGGCUCCUUCCGGAGGGCGUCCCGCAUGUACAAGCAGCACUGGUCCAAGCAGCACGUCGUGCGGGUGCAGGAGAUGCCCGACGCCUGGACGGCCGAGCAGGGCUACCCCCGGCGCCCCACUGAGCGCAGCCGGCAGCGGGCGAGCCAGCGGGGAGCUGACAUCGCCCGGUACCUGAGCCAGCGCUCACCGGCGGGCGACUGGAGGGACAGGAACCCCUGGGCGGACGGGUACCUGGGCACCAAGCAGCCCUGGCGCAGCAAGAUGCAGUCGCUGUGCAGCCUGCCCAUCGUGCGCUACCAGGAGCCGCAGGAGGAGGACGGGCUGGAGGACCUGACCCAGCUGGAGGACCUGCAGGAAGCCGCGGUGCUGAGCAACAUCCGGACACGGUUCGAGCGCCAGCUCGUCUACACGUACAUCGGCAGCAUCCUGGUGUCGGUGAACCCCUACAGGCUGUACAACAUCUACGGGACGGAGCAGGUGCUGCAGUACGAGGGCAGGGCGCUGGGCGAGAACCCCCCGCACCUCUUCGCGAUUGCGAACGUCGCCUACUCUAAAGUGAUGGAUGCCAAACACAACCAGUGUAUCGUCAUCAGUGGGGAGAGCGGCUCGGGGAAGACCGAGGCCACCAAGCUGAUCCUGCGCUACCUGGCAGCCGUCAGCCAGAAGCGCAGCACUGCACAGCAGGUGAGUAUCCUGGAGGCGACCCCCUUGCUGGAAUCCUUCGGCAACGCCAAAACUGUGAGGAAUGACAAUUCCAGCAGGUUUGGGAAGUUUGUGGAAAUCUUUCUGGAGGAUGGUUUGAUCUGCGGUGCCAUCACCUCUCAGUACCUGCUGGAGAAGUCCCGCGUGGUCUUCCAGGCCAAGAGCGAGCGCAACUACCACAUCUUCUACGAGAUGCUGGUGGGGCUGCCCGCCCAGCAGCGACAGCGGUACUGCCUGCAGGGCGCCGAGACCUACUACUACCUGAACCAGGGUGGGAACUGCGAGAUCCCCGGCAAGGACGACGCGGAGGAUUUCCGACGGCUGCUCAGCACCAUGGAGGUGCUGGGCUUCAGCGUGGACGAGCAGAACAGCAUCUUCCGCAUCCUCUCCUCCGUCCUCCACCUGGGCAACGUCUACUUCGAAAAAUACGAGACGGACUGCCAGGAGAUCGCCACGGUGGUGAGCGCCACGGAGAUCCGGACGGUGGCGGAGCUGCUGCAGGUCUCCCCCGAGGGGCUGCAGAAAGCCAUCACCUUCAAGGUGACGGAAACGCUGCGGGAGAAGAUUUUUACCCCCCUGACUGUCGAAAGCGCUGUGGAUGCCAGGGAUGCCAUCGCCAAGACCCUGUACGCCCUGCUCUUCGGCUGGCUCACCGACCGCAUCAACAAGCUGGUGUACCCGCGGCAGGACGCCCUCUCCAUCGCCAUCCUGGACAUCUACGGCUUUGAGGAUCUCAACUUCAACAGCUUCGAGCAGCUGUGCAUCAACUACGCCAACGAGUACCUGCAGUUCUUCUUCAACAAGAUCGUCUUCCAGGAGGAGCAGGAGGAGUACCUGCGGGAGCAGAUCGAGUGGAAGGAAAUCCCCUUCAGCGACAACCAGCCCUGCAUCGACCUCAUCUCCCAGAAACCCUACGGCAUCCUCCGCAUCCUGGACGACCAGAGCUGCUUCCCCCAGGCCACGGACCACACGUUCCUGCAGAAGUGUCACUACCACCACGGCACCAACCCGCUGUACACCAAGCCGAAGAUGCCGCUGCCCGAGUUCACCAUCAAGCACUACGCGGGGAAGGUGACCUACCAGGUUCACAAGUUUUUGGAUAAGAACUACGACCAGGUCCGCCAGGACGUGCUGGACCUGUUCCUCAGCAGCAGGACCAAGGUGGUGGCCAACCUCUUCUUCGGCCAUGCCCAGGUGCUGGCCCGGCAGAGGAGCCUGGUCAGGAGGAGCAGCACCAGGACGCGGCGCUACAAGGCUCCCACCGUGGCCGCCCGCUUCCAGCAGUCGCUGCUCGACCUGGUGGAGAAGAUGGAGAGGUGCAACCCCUUCUUCGUGCGCUGCCUCAAACCCAACAACAAGAAAGAGCCGGGGCUCUUCGAGGCCGACGUGGUCAGCAGCCAGCUGCGGUACUCGGGCAUCCUGGAGACCAUCCGCAUCCGCAAGGAGGGCUUCCCCAUCCGCAUCCCCUUCCUCGUCUUCAUCGACAGGUACCGCUGCCUGGUCGACAUGUGGUCCAACGUGGUUCCCAACGGGGCCAACUGCGUGGAGAUGCUGAGGAACCUCUGCCCCGUCAGCCCCAGCAUGUACUACGUCGGCGUCACCAAGCUCUUCCUGAAGGAGCAGCUGUACCAGGCGCUGGAGAGCAAGCGAGCCCGUGCACACCACCUGGCCGCGCUCACGCUGCAGCGCUACGCCCGCACCUUCUUCAUCAAGCGGCGCUUCCGCUCGCUGCGCCGCAAGAUCGUCCUGCUGCAGAGCCGGGCGCGCGGCUACCUGGCCAGGCAGCGGUACCGGCGCAUGAGGCACACGCUCAUCAAGUUCAGGUCGCUGGUGCACAUCUACGUGAACCGCCGGCGGUACCUCAAGAGGAAGGAGGACGCCCGCCGGCGGGCGGAGGAGGAGAAGGAGAGGAUGAAGCAGGAGCUGACGAGGAGGGAGGUGGUGGACGUGACGCACCUGGAGAUCCCCGCAGAGCUGAUGGGGCUGCUGGAGGCCGCGGCGGCCGCCCGGGAGGUGAACGCCGGCUGCGUGGUCCUGGUGCCGCCCCCGGCAUUGCAGCCCGACUCCCAGCUCACCCUCCCGCUCGACAUCAAUGACUACCCCAUGGCCAAGUACGUGCGGGGCCACUUCCAGGAGCCGGCUUUUGGGAUGCUGACGGCCCCGCUGGCAGCUCCGCUCACCCGGCUGGACGAGGAGCUGUGCCACGAGGCGCUCGGCCUCUUCAAGCUGAUCCUGCGCUUCAUGGGCGACCCGGGGCUGGGCGGCUCGCAGGAGACCCUCUUUGGCAACUACAUCGUGCAGAAGGGGCUGGCGGCGCCGGGGCUGCGGGACGAGCUGCUGGCACAAGCCGCCAACCAGGUCUGGCGCAACACCAACGUCAACAACGAGGAGCGGGGCUGGCUGCUGCUGGCCGCCUGCCUCAGCGCCUUCCCCCCCUCGGCCGCCUUCGACAAGUACCUGCUCAAGUUUGUCUCCGACUACGCCUUCGCCGGCUACAAGCCAGUGUGCCAGCGCAAGCUGAUGCACGCCAUGGCGCGGUCCCAGCUGGGCGCCGCGGCCGCCCGCGCCUACCCGCCCUCGCUGCUGGAGUGGACGGCGAACCGGCGGCAAGCCAGCAUGGCGCUGCAGCUCUUCUGCUUCAAUGGCGACACGUUCUCCUGCCCCGUGCACUCCUGGAGCACCGGCGAGGACCUGGCCGGGGAUGUCCUGAAGCACAGGGGGCUGGCAGAGGGCUGGCGCGGCUGGUCCGUGGCCAUGAAGGUGGGCACCCAGUGGGCCGAGCUGGCCGGCCACGACUACGUCCUGGACCUCGUCUCCGACCUGGAGCUGCUGCAGGGCUUCCCCAAGCAGAAGUCGUGCUUCCUCAUCGCCUGGGAGGGCGCAGGGAGCCGCGACCGUGCCAGCCAGGCGGCGCAGGGGCACGGUGGCGUGGAUUUGGACGAAGUGCCUCCUCCUCCGGCCGUCAGAGCGCCCACGCUGCCCUCGCUGGCGGAGGCAGAGGGGUACCCGCCGCACGAUUCUGACUUCGGGGAGCCGCGCACCCAGAAGGGUUUGGACCGGUACCUGGACAGCCUCUUCGACCCGGUGCUGUCCUACGGCAACGGGGAGCUGGAGAAGCCGGCUGUCCUCGUGCAGAGGAUGAAGGGAGGAGGUGGCACGGGAGGAGGGGACAGCGGGGGUGAUGCCAAGCAGACCAGACCCGCUGUGCCUGCAGAGCCGCAGCAGCCGAGGGCUGCGGAGCCAGCCCCGUCCCUGCAGCGCUGGGCGGACCCCAACCCACCAGGAACCCCGGGCAGAGCAGCGGAGGUGUCACCCACCCGUGGCCCCCAGCCCCGGCCCUACCUGCAGAAAGCCGCGCCCACAGGCCAGCAGUGGGAUGGCGAGCCGGUGCGGCACUCCCGGCUCAACUCGGAGCACUUCCCGCGGCCCACGCACAACAUCCGAAACAUCAUCCGGCAGUGCCAGCCCGCCCCGCGCGGCACCCAGCCCGCCAGCAAGCUCUUUGGGAAGAAGCUGGACCCCCACGAGGAAGCCAUGCAGAUCCUGAGGGAGCAGCUCUCGGCAGCCCAGGUGCCCGCGGCCGGACCCACGGAGGCGGCGGCCGCGGUGAAACCGGUCACGGGUGGCGGGUACCAGCCGCGAGCACCGACGGGGAGACCGGCAGCCACCCGGCCCCCAGUCUCCGUGUCACGGGAGCUCCCGUCCGAGGCGCAGCAGGUCCAGACCCAGCUCCACCGCAGCUGCAGCGAGGACUUCUACACCUACCACAACGUGCCGUGGAAAAUGUACAUCCGCAAGGAGGUUUUCUACCCCAAGGACAGCUGCAACAACCCGCUGCUGCUGGACCUCAUCUUCCGGCAGAUCUUCACCGACACGCUCUCCGACACCUGCAUCCGCAUCAGCCCCGAGGAGCGGCUCCGCAUGAAGUCCCUCUUCGCGGAAAACAAGCUGGACUCCUUCAGCCCGGUGGCCACCGAGAGCGUCAAGAAGGAGAUCGUGGCUGCUGCACGGGACGGCUGCGAGGUGUAUUUCUCACGCCUCUUCCCCGCCACGGGCAGCGUGGGCACAGGGGUGCAGAUCCUGGCCGUGUCCCACGCCGGCAUCAAGCUGCUGCGGCUGGUGAAGGGCACCAACGUGCCCGGGGAGCAGCUGCGGGUGCUGCGGGCGUACAGCUACGCCGACGUGCUCUUCGUGACCACCCCGUCCAGGAACAUGCUGGAGUUCAACCUGAGCAGCGAGAAGCUCAUCCUCUUCUCCCCCAAGGCCCCGCAGGUCAAGGCCAUGGUGGACCAGUUCAUCACGGAGCUCAGGAAGGACUCCCAGUACGUGGUGGCCGUCAGGAACUACAGCCCGGAGGACGGCGCCCAGCUCAGCUUCCACAAGGGGGACAUCAUCCGCCUGCAGCCGCUGGAGCGCCCCGAGCGAGACCACUACUACGGCUGCGUGGUCCGCAAGAAGGUGAUGUACCUGGAGGAGCUGAAGACGGGCACCCAGGAUUUUGGGUGGAAGUUCGGGGCCAUCCACGGCAGGUCGGGGCUCUUCCCGGCCGAGUACGUCCAGCCCGUCGCGGCCCCCGACUUCGUCCACUUGCCGGCGGAGAGGAAAGAGGAGCCCCGGGACAAGCAGGGCAGGGUGGCAGCCUCGGGGGCCGUGGCCGUGGCCGUGGCUUCCACCGCCGUGGCCUGGGAGCUGGACCGCAGAACAGAGGUGUCUCCUGCUUUCCCCGGGGGUCCGGAGGGUGAUGGAGGUGACCAGCUUGGGGACAUCGUGGGGACCUGCCCCAUGCUGGCCUUCGCCAGGCGGUAUUUCCGCGCGGCACGGAGCGGGACUACGGAGUCCUGUGGGACGAAGGGUAAAAAGGAAGGGCCCGACGGGAUGGAGAUGCUGAGGUUCACCAAGGUCCCCAUCCAGGAAUCUCUCAUCGAGUUCAUGGACGGCAGCAUCAGCAAGCUGGCCACCGAGGCUUUCCAGGCCGUGAUGAAGUUCAUGGGCGACCACCCUCCGAGGGGGCAAACGGAGCUGGACAUCGCCUGCACCAUCCUCAAGCUGUGCGCGGAGCACGAGGUCCUAAGGGACGAGGUGUACUGCCAGGUUGUCAAGCAGGUCACCGACAACACCAGCUCCAAGCCGGACAGCUGCCAGAAGGGCUGGAGGCUGCUCUACAUCCUCACCGCCUACUACAAGUGCUCCGAGGUGCUCAGGCCCUUCCUCCUGGCUUUCCUGCAGGGUGCCAGCGGGCACCCGGAGCUCCCUUUCCACGGGAUCUCCAAAGCCUGCGAGCAAAACCUGCGGAAAACCCUGCAGUUCGGCGGCCGCAGCCUGUUCCCCAGCAACACGGAGCUCAAAGCCAUGGUGGCUGGGCGCAGCGCCAAGCGCCAGCUCUUCCUCCUGCCCGGCGGCAUCGAGCGGCACCUCAAGAUCAAGACGUGCUCGGUGGCUCAGGACGUGAUAGAGGAGCUGUGCUGCGAGAUGGGGCUGCGGCGCCCGGAGGCUUUCGACGAGUACAUCCUCUUCGUGGUCGCCGACAGAGGGCAGAACGUGCGGCCGCUGACCCGCCGGGAAUACAUCCUGGACGUGGCCACCGAGACGGAGCGCCUGGGCGCCAGCUACACCUUCUGGUGCCGCCGCGUGGUCUGGAGCCAGCCCCUCAAGUUCGACAACGAGCUCUACGUCACCGUGCACUACAACCAGGUGCUCCCCGACUACCUCAAGGGGCUGUUCGCUGUCCUGCCGCCUUCGAGGCUGGGAGAGCAGCGCUUCCAGCAGGUGGCCAAGCUGGCCGCCCUCCAGCACCGCGCCAAGGACGGCCACCGCCUCCCCACCGCGAGGGAGGUGCAGGACUACGUCCCCCCGCAGCUCUUCCACCUGCUGACGGCCCAAUCCUGGCUCCACAUGGUGACCCAGCACACGCAGCAAGCCCAGGCGCUCAGCGCCCACCAGGCCAGGGCGCAGUUCCUGGGGCUGCUGAGCGCCUACCCCAUGUUCGGCUCGUCCUUCUUCUACAUCCAGAGCUGCAGCAACAACGCCAUCGUCUCGCCCUGCAUCCUGGCCGUCAACCAGAACGGCCUCAGCUUCCUCAGCAAGGACACCCACGAGCCGGUGGCCAAAUUCUCGCUGAAGGAGAUCCAGGCGAUGCGGACGCGGCGGCCGACGGCCGGCUCCAGCUACCCCUACGUGGAGAUCACGGUGGGGGAGCUGCUGGCGCAGGGCAUCACCCAGCUGCAGCUGGAGCAGGGCCUGGAGCUGUGCCGCGUGGUGGCCGCGCACGUGGAGAGGCUGCUGGGCGCGCGGGAGAAGAGGCUGACGCUGCCGCCCAGCGAGAUCACGCUGCUCUGA